CCCAUCUGAAACCGAAAACCAAAAGAAAACAAAGGGAGAGCAAACAAGGCGAGACGGAAGUGAAGGCUAGAAUCGUCUCCGUUCGUCCGAUCCUGAUCAGAUGGCCCGGGUUGCGUCCAGCUGUGCCACCCUCGUGGCGCAAAGGAGGGGAUAUUCCUCCGCGAUAACCGCCAUCGGAGUGUCCGCGAAGAAGGUUGAGGAGAAGGCGGUGAAGCUGGGCACGGCGGCGACUGAGGACACCACGGAGGACAAGACGGCGUUCUGGAAGCCGGACCCCAAGACCGGCGACUACCGGCCCGUGACCGGCACCAAAGAAGUGGAUCCGGCCGACCUGCGCGCCGAGAUGCUCAACCAGAGGUUGCUGCAGCAGCAGUGAUGCGCGUGCUGCAAACACGCUGCCGGCCCAGGCUCAUACCGCCAUGUACAGCAAAACGUUGACGGGCGUGCUAAACUAUAUUUACUAGGCGCCAUGUCGGACAACGACUUGUCGGGAAAUUGCUUCCUGUAUCACUGUAUGUAAGUCUUUAGCAAACACUUACACAUUUGCGUGUUCUACGCAAAUCGUCUAAAAUUUCAGUGACUUUGCGCAUCAUGACAAAAUUUCAGCAGUUCAAUUGCGGGAAUUGCCAUUGUAGCAACUUCUGAGA
Molecule: messenger RNA, 647 nt
Organism: Triticum dicoccoides
Lineage: Eukaryota; Viridiplantae; Streptophyta; Magnoliopsida; Poales; Poaceae
Product: late embryogenis abundant protein 2-like
Exons: 2
Coding region: 101-376 (91 amino acids)
Biological process (GO): response to stress
Cellular component (GO): mitochondrion
Source: RefSeq, a predicted model, not a curated record